GAGAAAGUGAGGCUGUGUUGUCGGAGAGGGCGCUCGGUAAGAGAGAAAAAAGAAGCGUACAGCUAUUUCGCAAUCCAUGCGUAGUUUUCCUCUUCAAUAAAUGUCAUUUUUGAUGAAUGGCAGCGUGACGCCCGCUUACACGCCUAGCGUUUUAGGACUAUAUGUCUGGAAGAAUUCUCGUAGUUAUGGUACGACUUUGGAGAACAACGUUCCGUCAAGAGCUGAAGAUUUUGUUAGGUGUCACUUCACACAGUUGGUUUACUACAGAUAACCUCAGCUAGGUUUGUCGUGUUGUGACUUGGAAGCUAAACUAUUUAAUUAAAAUAGCUAAAAUCGGCCAUUGGCGGUUUUUUUUUAAAUAACUAAUUGUAAAGCCAACAGUGGAGAAAUGCAGGAGAAAUUUAGUCCAAGUAUGGGCAGUAUGCGACCAGCUGACGGGCCUGGGACACCGGUUGAAGGGAACGGUAUCAAGGACUUCUCUGAAACCCAGUAUGGAGCGCUAUCGAAACGACGCCUGCUCGUAGGCUUGGACUUACUUUGCUUAUUUGUAGCCUCUAUCCCGUUCUUUGCGUGCGAGCUCAAGGCGGUGCCUCCGUACCGACGGGGCUUCUUCUGUGGCGACGCCAGCAUCACCUACCCGUACUUCGAUGCAGAGGUCAUCCCUGACGGACUCCUCGUCGCCGGGGGCAUCAUCAUCACCGGCCUCACG
Molecule: messenger RNA, 709 nt
Organism: Sardina pilchardus (European sardine)
Lineage: Eukaryota; Metazoa; Chordata; Actinopteri; Clupeiformes; Clupeidae
Product: phospholipid phosphatase 3-like
Source: RefSeq, a predicted model, not a curated record